Messenger RNA from Ceratotherium simum simum (southern white rhinoceros), 606 nucleotides. NCBI's taxonomy places the organism in Eukaryota, Metazoa, Chordata, Mammalia, Perissodactyla, Rhinocerotidae. The record is from RefSeq and is a predicted model, not a curated record.
UGGACCGGGCUUGUUCCAUGGGACAGUGGCCGGAGAAGGCCCCGUGGCGGCCUCCGUGCCCAAGACCUCCUGGAGGACGCUUGGAGAGGUAAGAGUGGAUCUGCAGAGACUGGGUAUGAGGAUUUCUGGCAUGUGACUCAGUCCUCAUUGCUCCUGGCUCCCAAUUCUGCCCUCUUUGGAAUCUGCUGGCCCUGAGAGAUCUAUGAAAAGAGGAGAAAAUGGCUCCCCGGUUCCUGGCAGCAAGACCCCCAGAGCUGGUGACAUUCAAGGAUGUGGCUGUGGACUUUACCCAGGAGGAAUGGGAGCAUCUGGACCCCUCACAGAGGCACCUGUACCUAGAAGUGACGUUGGAGAACUAUGGGAAUCUCAUCUCCUUGGUCUUGAGAGGACCUUCACGAAUACCAAGGGCUAAGAUUUUACUUGUGGGAGGGUCCUUGUCCACAUCACAGUGCCAUAAUCCUUGGGUCUUUCCCCUCAAGCAGGGCAUCUGCUGCCCAAACUAGAAGAGAUUUUCCAUUUUGAACAAGAAGAUGAUGUGUGGAUGGAGGAAGAAAUACCAAGAAGCUCCUAUUCAGGUGAGAACCAGUCAGCCAGGAGUAAAUGCUG